AGCGGGUGAAAGAUGGCGGAGGGCGGCGGCGGCAGCGAGGCGGGAGAGGAGGGGCCGAGGGCGGCGGGGCCGCGGCCCCCGAGCGCGCGGGACUUGCAGUUGGCCUUGGCAGAAUUAUAUGAAGAUGAAGUGAAAUGCAAAGCUUCCAAAUCUGAUAGACCUCAUGCUACAGCCUUUAAAAGCCCACGAACACCACCUCAAAGGUUCUAUUCAAGUGAACAUGAAUGCAGUGGAUUACAUAUAGUUCGACCUUCAACUGGGAAAAUUGUGAAUGAACUUUUCAAAGAGGCAAGGGAACAUGGGGCUGUCCCUCUGAAUGAAGCCACAAGAGCUUCAGGUGAUGACAAAUCUAAGGAUAAAUGCCCAGGAGUGCAGCUGCCUGGUCGAAGGUCUUUUACAGGUGGAGGGUACAGAUUGGGUAAUUCCUUUUGUAAGCGGUCUGAAUACAUCUAUGGAGAAACUCAGUUGCAAGAUGUUCAGAUCUUGCUUAAACUGUGGAGCAAUGGUUUCAGCUUAGACGAUGGAGAAUUGAGACCUUACAGUGACCCAACAAAUGCUCAGUUUCUGGAGUCCGUUAAGAGAGGAGAGAUUCCCCCGGAGCUUCAGCACCUGGUUCACAGAGGCCACGUGAAUCUGGAUAUGGAGGAUCAUCAGGAUCAAGAAUACGUAAAACCUAGACUGAGGUUCAAGGCUUUUAGUGGAGAAGGACAGAAACUUGGGAGCCUCACACCUGAAAUAGUCAGUACGCCUUCCUCCCCAGAAGAAGAGGAGAAGUCACUACUUAAUGCAGUUGUUCUUAUUGAUGAUUCCGUGCCAACGACCAAAAUUCAGAUCAGGUUAGCAGACGGGAGCCGUUUGAUACAAAGAUUCAAUAGUACACACAGGAUCCUGGAUGUUCGGGACUUUAUUGUACAGUCCCGUCCUGAAUUUGCAACUCUUGACUUUAUUCUUGUGACUUCAUUUCCAAACAAAGAGCUAACAGAUGAAAGCCUGACACUACAAGAAGCAGAUAUUCUUAACACUGUGAUACUCCAGCAACUAAAAUGAUAUUCCUCCUACCCAUGCAGUAGCAUGUAGGAACGAUAAUGUGCCAUAUUAGUGAGGAAAACACUUAGACUGUAAAAAGUUAUUUUUAUUAUUUAUACAGAUAAAUUUUGGUUUUAUUCUUAUUCUGUCUUCCAGCGUUAGUCUAGACAAAUUUGGACUAGGAAUAGAUCUUGAGAAAUACGUUUGAGGUUUUAGCUGCAAGGGCUGGCUUCUGUUGAUAGCUUUUAAAUAUUCAGGCAAACCAAUUUGAUACAUGAUCAGCGUUAAUGCAACAACAUUUGUUUUCAGAGAAAAUGAACAAAACCCCAUUUUGAUAAAUGCAUUUGGUAAAAUCUGCACUAAAGUUUCUUGAUGCUGCGUUGAUCAACAGCCAUUAAGAAAUCUUCUGAUCAAAUACUUUGAAAAUUUUUCUGUAAUGUAUACUGAAAAGUAUCUGUAUCUGAUUUUGAAGUACUUUGAUCGUACGAUAAUUAUUUCUCCUAUUAAGAUUUUACACAUCCUUUUUCCUUGCUGAUUUAGCUGUUUACUCAUGUCAGAAAAUACAGUUUAGCCUUGUAUUUUACAGGACUCUGACCAUCCUAAACUAGAAACAAAGACAAAGGUCAGCAGUUCCUGAGAUGUGUCCACCAGCACUUUAGCUAACUCCAGUCCCUCGCAGAGCCUGCCGUGAUCACAUUCAUUUAUUCAUCCAACACGUUGUUCCAGAGGACCCACUACAUACACUAAACACUGUUCUAAGUGUUCGACCCAGAGUGUAGUCUACUGCAAGACAAAAUGAGUGUAGAAAUACAGGAAUGUAAAUUCUGUCAGCCAGGCUGGAGCUGAAGAGUUACCAGCGUAAAUGUCUGCGUUUCUCCUGACGCCAGCUAUUUCCUGAGUAAGGGAGGCUACAGCAGGAUGGGAGAAAAGCUCUUCCUUCUUCCCAGACACCAUUUCAUCUUUGGUCACCCCUCCUGGUUAGUCUUUUAUUGUAGUCUUUUAUUGCUGCUGUAACAAAUUACUACAAAUUUAGUGGCUUAAAACAGUCUAGGUUUCUUCUAUAGGUGAGAUGUCUCACGUGGGUCUCACUGGGCUAAAGUCAGGUGUCAACAAGGCAGCAUUCCCUGGGGAGGCUCUAGGGGGAGAAAUGUUUCCUUGCCUUUCCGACUUCGAGAGGCCACCUGCAUUCCUUGGCCUGUGGCCCUCUUCCAUCUUCACAACCAGCAAUACUGUAUGCCUCUGGCUCCAGUGUCAUCACAUCUCUUUGAGAACAGCCGGGAAAGAGUCUCUGCUUCUAAGGACCCGUGUGAUUAGAUUGGUCUGCCAGAUAAUCCAGGAUGACCUCCCCAUCACAAGGUCCACGGUAACCUUAACCAGAUCCUUGAAAUCCCUUUUGUCAUGUAAGGUGACAUAGCACAGGUUCCUUCUGCAGGCACCAGGGGUGGUCUCUUCUUUGCCUCUUCCAACUUGUAGAGGCGGAUGGCGUCCCUUCCCUUAUGGCUGUGUCCCUCCACGUCUCUGCUUCUGUCCUUACAUCAUUUACUUCCGACUUUGAUUCUCCUGCUUUCUUCUUACAAGCACCCUAGUGCUUACAUUUGGUUCACACAGAUAAUCCAGGAUAAUCUCCUCAUCUAAAGUAUGAGUGAGCAUCUGGGUGUGCGUCCUGGGACACAGUUUCUCUCCAUCUGUGAACCUAGAAACCCAGGUAUCUGCUCCCAAAUAUAAGGGUAAGACAGGCAUAGAAUAAUCGUUAACAAACAUUCCUCUUCAAAAAAAUAGAAACUGGAAGGGGAAAAGGAGCCAGCAGUGCCAAGCAAUUUAGAAGUUCAGCCAGGCACGCUCCGUUAGGUUUUGGGGCCUGGGAAUAAUCUCCUGUGGCUCACAGCAGCGUCCCAUAGACGUGUGACUUUCCCUCAGGGUCUUUCCUUAUACAUGAGAGGUAGCAGGUGUUUGCAGCUGAGUAGUUUUAUCAGCUUGUUUCUUGCCUGUGGAAUCGUGGGAGGUUCAGCCACCUUUUUUCAUUUCAUUCUGUCUCUGUCCCUUUUAGUUUAAGACGGCAAUGUCUGUGGGUCUUCUGUGCAUGUUACAGAAGUUGCUCCAUUAGACCAGAGGCUCCUCCCCAGAGCUUUCCUAGAUGAUCCAGCUCUCUUUUUGGCCUUUUCUGAGAUGGCUGAGGGGCUCUGUGAGUCACACUCUUAAUCUCUUUAAACAGCCUUUGAUGUGACCUUUUUUUUUUAAUCUUUCUCAGGUAUUAGCAAAAAGUUAUAGGCCACAAUCUCAUGUCUUUCCUUAGAGCCGUCUUUCCUGACAGUGAAUCUCUUAAUGUCUUUGCCGUUCGCUCGGGUAAACUAAGAUUUCCAAGUCAUCAAGUCCUGUUUCCUUCUUUUUUACCAUUCCUUCCCUCAGUUUAUCUGCUUCCUCUCACGUUUUACCCUUGUCAGUAGGGAGGGCUAGUAGGCUGCGCCUUCCCCGCCUUGCUUGGAAGUCUUUUCAGCUCGGUGUCCCGAGUCUCCCUCACGCCUCUUGCUUUCCACGCGGCUGCAGCCAAGCCUCCUGCCACCAUGUCCCCGGCAUCUGUUUUCCUUCCGCUUCCCGCAGCGCGCUCCGCAUUCCCUCCUGAGCCCUCCCUGGACGCGCCUCUCAGGUCCCUGUCGCUAGUGGGCGUGUCCUCGCAGCAGCCGCACGCCCUCCGUGCCUCCUCGGAGCCGUCCGCACCCACGUGUCUGCCGCAGGGCUCGAGGCAGCCUCGGCGCUCUCUGUCGCGCUCCUAAAACCUCUCCCAGCCUCUAGCCGCUGCCCAGGCGCAGAGCCACCUCCGCACCUGUAGGUCUUUGUUACAGCAGCGCUCACUUCAGGGUGUCUAGAAAAGCCCACUGUGCCUCCUCACUGCCACUUGACUGGAAUGUGCCAGUAGGAGCUUUGGACGUGACCUUUCUCUGGGGCUCCCAUCGCUUCCAGGAGCUGAACUUACCCGUGUGAGGGGCGGAUAGUGGGAGGGCUGCCAGACCUGCCCACCGCGCGAGUGUUGAUCUCACCACCACAGAGAAAACUCGUUCUCAGUGUCGUAAUCCAGAAGAAGAAGCGUAGUGCUAAGUCUUCUCCUCAGCAUGGGAAGCUCUGUUCCUUUCCACUAACUGAAAACAACCUGGAGAAUAUACAAAUGACAAUUCAAAAAGUCAGCCUCUGUUCAGAAAGGUUACCAGGGAUAAACUACAUUUUCAAGGAGCAAAAUCGUAUUCCUGCAGAAAUAAUCUAUUGAAACAAAUUAACAUUUUAAAUAAACGGGCAUUGCCCUGUUUUGGAUUAACAAAAUGGAGAAAACAAUUAACCAGACCCUGUAAAAUUAUUUGAAACGUUAUCCUUGCAGUUUCUUUUUAGUCAAUUAGAUGGAGUGCCUGUAGACGCACAUACAAAAACGACUGCCAUUUCUGUAUAUAAUGGUUCCAAAAUAGAUUCACAUCGGGAGGGCGGAUCAAACGUCCAGAGGGAUGAACAGUACUUCCGUGUGUUCUACAAAGUGUUUUGCUUCAUUUAGAGUUUUCCUGAAUUCUUUGUACUGUUGCAGUCGCUGUAACUUUUAAAAUUUAUAAUCCUCUCAGAAGAGAUUGUGUGACGUCAAUUGUUUUGCAUGACGUGUGUGUAAGGACGUUUUCACUUACCAAUAAAGAAUGUUUUCACUGAAAGU
Messenger RNA from Balaenoptera musculus (blue whale), 4711 nucleotides. RefSeq names its product UBX domain protein 2B (gene UBXN2B). Gene Ontology annotation, molecular function: ubiquitin binding. The transcript is spliced from 9 exons. Gene Ontology annotation, biological process: Golgi organization; autophagosome assembly; membrane fusion. The record is from RefSeq and is a predicted model, not a curated record. NCBI's taxonomy places the organism in Eukaryota, Metazoa, Chordata, Mammalia, Artiodactyla, Balaenopteridae. Bases 13 to 1047 code for a protein of 344 amino acids. Gene Ontology annotation, cellular component: cytosol; nucleus.